Leptosomus discolor (cuckoo roller) is the source of this 2124-nucleotide messenger RNA. NCBI's taxonomy places the organism in Eukaryota, Metazoa, Chordata, Aves, Leptosomiformes, Leptosomidae. The record is from RefSeq and is a predicted model, not a curated record.
AUGUCGGUAACACCUAGUAAUUUGUCACUGAAUGGGACGAGCUUCUUCGCUGAAAAUCACAGCAUUAUGGAUAAGCCUAGCGAGCAGGGAACUUUGAAUGUCUUCCUAUUCUGCUUGACUUUCAUCAUUGCAUUCACAGCACUCCUGGGCAGCAUUUAUUCCUUAGUUUCCCUGCUGAAAAUGCAGAACAAAACCACGGUUUCAAUGAUUGUGACCUCUUUGUCAAUAGAUGAUUUGAUCAGUGUUGUGCCAGUGAUUAUGUUCAUGCUCACCCAGUGGUCAAGUGAUGUUCUCCCUCACCCUCUGUGCACCACCUCAGCGCUUAUGUAUUUGUUCCAGGGAAUUUCUAGCAACCUGAAAGGGUCUCUUAUAGUUUCUUACAACUUCUACACUGUCAACAAAACUGAGGCAAUGAGCUGCGGCACUUCCAAGCGACGAGUGAGCGUGGUAUGGGCCAUUCUUACCAUUUGGAUUGUCAGUUUGCUGAUCUGCAUUUUGCCUCUCUGUGGUUGGGGCCAGUACGUCCCCACCUCCUGGGGUUGCUUCACUGACUGUGCCAGUUCCUACAUCUUGUUUUUAUUUAUUGUCUACUCGCUGUGCUUUUGCCUCCUCACCGUGCUGUCUGUUCCCCUAACUUACCAGCUGUUGUGCUCAGAUGAGCAGCAGCUAUUGCAUAUUGAUUACCAGGAAAUCUCUCGAGGCUACAUCACCCCUGGGACGCCUGCAGGCUGCAGUACUGCUACCUCAUCUCUGUCACCGGUGGACCCUGUGGAUAAAACCCUGAAGCAUUUCCAAAAUGCACGUCCAGGCUCGGAGGCAGCUUUUCGGAAAGGUGUGGCGGAGAGCGGAGCGCUCGAGCCCCGUUACGUGAAUGGCAUGCAGAGCAGGAGCUUCACCAUGGGCUUUGCCCAGAAGCGAUUCUCGCUGAUUCUUGCAUUGACAAAAGUCCUUCUCUGGCUUCCAAUGAUGAUACAAAUGGUUGUCCAGCACAUCACUGGUUUCCAAAGCCUUUCGUUCGAGACCCUGCCCUGUGGCUGCAUCAUUAAUUGCAGGAGGAAUCCGUAUGCAGCGUCUUCAGAGGAGCUCCAAACCAAACGUAGGGGUUUUGAAUUCAACCUGUCAUUCCAGCAAGGUUAUGGAAUCUACAAAAUAUCCCAUGAAAACCACCACCACCACCGCCACCGUGAUGGUAAAUCUACGUCCUAUCACAACCUGGUGAGCUAUGGCUGCGAUAACUGGCAAGAAGCUCGGCGAGGAAGCGAUGAUCCCCCCGGCCCCAGGACGGCGGCGUUCAGCUCCACGGCCCCGGCAGACAGCUCCCGGGGCGCCCUGGGGGGGCCCGCAGCCAGGCCAGACCCCAGCCAGCAGAAGAGCACUGACCGCCUCCUUCCUGACAACGCGGGGACCUGUAAAAGAGAAGAGGUCGGAAAUUUUGAUACGUCAGCGUUUUCUGAAGGACCAGAAAGGAGGUUGUCUCAUGAGGAAAGCCAUAAACCUGAACUCACAGAUUGGGAAUGGUGCAGGAGUAAAUCAGAGAGGACCCCUCGGCAGCGAUCAGGUGGGGCCCUGGCCAUCCCUCUGUGUGCAUUUCAAGGGACUGUAUCUCUUCAGGCACCCACGGGAAAAACUCUCUCUUUAUCUACGUACGAGGUAAGCACUGAAGGGCAAAAAAUAACACCCACGUCCAAGAAAAUUGAAGUGUAUCGUUCUAAAAGUGUUGGUCACGAGCCCAACCCAGAGGAGUCUCCUCAUACGUUUGCUGACACGAGCGUUAAAAUUCAUUUAGAGGUACUUGAAAUUUGUGACAAUGAAGAGGCCCUGGAUACUGUGUCCAUCAUCAGCAAUAUCAGCCAGUCCUCCACACAGGUAAGGUCUCCAUCCUUACGUUACUCACGGAAAGAAAACAGGUUUGUCUCGUGUGAUUUAGGGGAAACUGCCUCCUACUCCCUCUUCAUACCAUCAAACAAUCCCGACAGCGAUAUUAACAUCUCAAUUCCAGACACUGUCGAAGCUCAUCGGCAGAAUAGUAAAAAGCAGCACCUGGAAAGAGGUGGUUAUCAGGAAGAAAUACAAAUGUUGAAUAAAGCAUACAGAAAACGGGAAGAAGAUGGCAACAGCAGUUAA